AUCUGGGGUGCACAUUAGUGCUCCCCACCCUCGGGACUCGCCCCUGCCUCAGAGCUGACCCCCGAGGAGGGAUUAAGCCCAGGAGAUCUGGGCCUCUCACUCCAAAGUCCACAUCGGCCCAGGUGUUUUCUCUUCAAAACUCCGUGCCUGGCGUGGAUCAGCCGGGCGGAGGAUCAGUGCGCUCAGGACCGUAUCGCCCGGUCGGGUGCUGUGCGCGCCAUGGCUGGCUGCUGCUGUCUGUCGGCGGAGGAGAAGGAGUCCCAGCGCAUCAGCGCCGAGAUCGAGCGGCAGCUGCGCCGGGACAAGAAGGACGCGCGCCGCGAGCUCAAGCUGCUGCUGCUCGGAACUGGUGAAAGUGGGAAAAGCACCUUUAUCAAGCAAAUGAGAAUAAUCCAUGGGUCUGGUUACAGUGAUGAAGAUAGAAAGGGCUUCACAAAGCUGGUUUACCAGAACAUAUUCACUGCCAUGCAAGCCAUGAUUAGAGCAAUGGAGACCCUAAGGAUACAAUAUGUAUGUGAACAGAACAAGGAAAAUGCCCAGGUAAUCAGAGAAGUGGAAGUGGACAAGGUGUCAGCACUCUCUAGGGACCAGGUGGAGGCCAUCAAGCAGCUCUGGCAGGAUCCGGGAAUCCAGGAGUGUUAUGACAGAAGGAGAGAGUACCAGCUGUCGGACUCUGCCAAGUAUUACCUGACUGACAUUGAUCGGAUCGCCAUGCCAUCAUUUGUGCCAACGCAGCAAGAUGUGCUCCGUGUCCGAGUGCCCACCACUGGCAUCAUUGAGUAUCCGUUUGACUUAGAAAACAUCAUCUUUCGGAUGGUGGAUGUUGGUGGCCAGCGAUCUGAGCGACGGAAGUGGAUUCACUGUUUUGAGAGUGUCACCUCCAUCAUUUUCUUGGUUGCUCUGAGUGAAUAUGACCAGGUCCUGGCUGAGUGUGACAAUGAGAAUCGUAUGGAAGAGAGCAAAGCCUUGUUUAAAACCAUCAUCACCUACCCCUGGUUUUUAAACUCAUCUGUGAUUUUAUUCUUAAACAAGAAGGACCUUUUGGAAGAGAAAAUCAUGUACUCUCAUCUAAUUAGCUACUUCCCAGAAUACACAGGACCAAAGCAGGAUGUCAAAGCUGCCAGAGACUUUAUCCUGAAGCUUUAUCAAGACCAGAAUCCUGACAAAGAGAAAGUCAUCUAUUCCCACUUCACAUGUGCUACAGAUACAGAGAAUAUCCGUUUUGUGUUUGCUGCUGUCAAAGACACAAUUCUACAACUAAACCUAAGGGAAUUCAACUUAGUGUGAAAGCCACUGCCCUCUGCUCCUGCAACAGAAGACACCAUUUCCAAGCGCUUCAGACCCCAGCUGAGCCAGGCACUUAGGACAUGAUGCACACCACGGGGCAUGAUGGGACAUAUGAAUUUACAAAACCUUUGAGUCUUUGUUCCUCCGUUGUUUUUCUAGUUCUUUUCUUGUAUCUUUGCUAUAAGGUUUUAUGUAAAUUUUGAAUUUGGUAUUUUAUAGAACUUUAAAAGUAAAGUAAGUAUCUCUUGUGUUUAAGAUUGAUAGCCAUUAAAAGUCAUGUAACAGAGGGGCUUGUUAAUUUAUAGAUCAUACUUUUGGAACUCUGAUUAAUUAG
This is a messenger RNA of Castor canadensis (American beaver), 1621 nucleotides long. RefSeq names its product G protein subunit alpha 14 (gene Gna14). Gene Ontology annotation, cellular component: cytoplasm; heterotrimeric G-protein complex. Lineage: Eukaryota; Metazoa; Chordata; Mammalia; Rodentia; Castoridae. Gene Ontology annotation, biological process: phospholipase C-activating dopamine receptor signaling pathway; adenylate cyclase-modulating G protein-coupled receptor signaling pathway. The record is from RefSeq and is a predicted model, not a curated record. Gene Ontology annotation, molecular function: GTPase activity; G protein-coupled receptor binding; guanyl nucleotide binding.